AUGGUAGAACCAGUUACACUCAUUCUUGGUGUAGUUUCAGUUAUAAACUUUCUUUCGACUGGUUUCACUUGGUUUAAAAAGUUCAUAGGUGCUGCUGAGGCAUCUUCACCAAGUCAAACCACAUUGUCGGUAGCAACAUAUCCAUCAGUUAUAUAUGUGUCUCCGAUAAGAGAAGACACUGCAAAAACUGAGUUCGAACAUUUCAAAUCAAAGAAGAAGUCAUUAGAAAAUUUUGACUCAAAUGAUGGUACAUCUUCAUCGAAUUUCGGUUCGACAAUUGGUUUAUUACUUGUUGUUUCGAUCGUUCUUGCAGUUCUUGCUUUUAUUUUCUAUCGGACACGAAGUAAAUCACAAGAAAAUAGAUUCAGUUUUUUUCGACAAUCUGAAACAAAAUGUGGAUCACUACCCACUCUGCGAACAUCUCAAAUAGAAUCUAAUCCAGUAAUUGUUUAA
Rotaria socialis is the source of this 453-nucleotide messenger RNA. NCBI's taxonomy places the organism in Eukaryota, Metazoa, Rotifera, Eurotatoria, Philodinida, Philodinidae. The record is from the annotation of a GenBank genome assembly.